GGGCAGAUGGUGGACACGGAGGAGGGAGGAGCCAAGAGUGAGGACCUGGCCCCUUGCUGCAGCUGUGGUGUCCCCCUGUCCCUAGCUUCCAAGAAACCCCCCUCUCCUGCUCUCUUCAGUUCUCUGAGAUGCCCCCAUAUUUGUACAGUAAUUCUUUUUGGCUCAAGCCAGCUUGGGUCGGUCCCUUUCUCUUGCAACUGAAGAGUGUAUCGAGUAUAGUAGAGCCCCCAAACUGUGGGGGGGGGGGGCAUGGAGCUCUUCAUCUUCUUCAACUUUUGAGAUGGAAAUGGAGCAUGGUUAAUCAUUACACUGAGACUACAGGUAUAAAUUGGGGUGGUCCUGACGGACCUGACCAUACGGUCACCCCAUCUGUAAGUUGAAGGAAAAACACACAGGCCCCUUUUCAUCUGACGGCUGGUGAGGCAGGGAUGGCUAUUGUCUCUCUGAGGUAAAGCAGGAAAGUGGUCCAAGGUGGGGUGGCAGUGGGAGAGGGCUCGGGCUGGCAAGUGGCUGUAUUUUCCUGCCUGGUUGGUGUGGAGCCAGGAAGCCAAUUCCGGCUGUGGGAGAAAGGUCAGGGUCGCAUCCCCUUUCCUUUCUUCUUGAUGGAUGAAAGGCCGAUUCUUUGACAUGUGGACUCCCCAAGGCCAGGCGGACUGUGCCCUUCCAGGAUCUGUGGGCAGGACAGUGGGCAGGGCCCCGGGGGGAGUCAAAGGAGGCCCUAGCGCAGCCCGAGCAGCAAGAUGGAUGGGGGGGCUUCCAACACUAUAAGUGGCCCUGCCAGGGCCUUCGCUCGGGGCUCUGGCCAUGCUCCUCCUCGGGCUGCUGCUGCUGACCCUGCUGGCUGGUGCCCGCCUGCUGUGGGAUAAGUGGAAGUUCCGCAGCCUCCACCUCCCGCCUCUCGUGCCAGGCUUCCUGCACCUGCUGCAGCCCAACCUUCCCCUCUACCUGCUGGGUCUGACCCAGAAACUGGGGCCUAUCUACAGGCUCCGCCUUGGGCUGCGAGAUGUGGUGGUGCUGAACUCCAAGAGGACCAUCGAGGAAGCCAUGAUCAGGAAGUGGGUGGACUUCGCCGGCAGACCCCAGACAGCAUCCUAUCAGCUGGUGUCUCAGCACUUCCCGGACCUCUCCCUCGGGGACUACUCCCUGCUCUGGAAGGCUCACAAGAAGCUCACCCGCUCAGCCCUGCUGCUGGGCCUCCGCAACUCCAUGGAGCCGCUGGUGGAGCAGCUGACCCAGGAGUUCUGUGAGCGCAUGCGAGCCCGGGCCGGCACCCCUGUGGCCAUACAGGAGGAAUUCUCUUUCCUCACCUGCACCAUCAUCUGUCACCUCACCUUCGGAGACAAGGUCAAGGAGGACGCCUUGGUACAUGCUGUUCAUGACUGUGUCCAAGACUUGAUGAAAACCUGGGAGCACUGGUCCAUCCAAAUUUUGGACAUCAUUCCCUUUCUCAGGUUCUUCCCCAACCCAGGCCUCUGGAGGCUGAAGCAGGCCUUGGAGAACAGGGACCACAUGGUGGAAAAGCAGCUGAGGCAGCACAAGGAGAGCAUGGUGGCAGGCCAGUGGAGGGACCUGACUGACUAUAUGCUCCAAAGACUGGGGAAGCCAACAGCAGAAGAGAGCCACGGACAGCUCCUUGAAGGACAUGUGCAUAUGUCUGUGGUGGACCUGUUCAUUGGUGGCACUGAGACCACGGCGACCACUCUCUCCUGGGCCGUGGCGUUCUUGCUUCACCACCCUGAGGUUCAGCAGCGACUGCAGGAAGAGCUGGAUCGUGAGCUGGGCCCUGAAGCUUCAGGCUCCCAAGUUCCAUACAGAGACCCCGCCCGGCUGCCCUUGCUCACGGCCACCAUCGCGGAGGUGCUGCGCCUGCGGCCGGCCGUGCCCCUGGCCUUGCCGCACCGCACCACACGGCCCAGCAGCAUCUUGGGCUACGACAUCCCUGAGGGCAUGGUCGUCAUCCCCAACCUGCAAGGCGCCCACUUAGAUGAGACAGUCUGGGAGCGGCCCCAAGAGUUCUGGCCCGAUCGCUUCCUGGCCCCCGGAGCCAGCCCCAGAGUGCUGGCCUUCGGCUGCGGGGCACGCGUGUGCCUCGGGGAGCCACUGGCGCGCCUAGAGCUCUUCGUGGUGCUGGCACGGCUGCUCCGGGCCUUCACGCUGCUGCCACCCGGGGGCACCCUGCCCUCCCUGCAGCCCCAGGCCCGCUGCGGCGUCAACCUCACCAUGCGGCCUUUCCAGGUGCAGCUGCAGCCCCGGGGGACGGGGGACCGGGCGCUGGGCCAGCACCCAUGACAGGGCAGAAUGCACGCUGGUCAUACACGCGCCUCGGUUUCUCCUUUUAUUAUUCCCGUACAAACCCCUGCCCUCCCCCCUGUAAACAUGGUGCUGUGAGA
Molecule: messenger RNA, 2390 nt
Organism: Lutra lutra (Eurasian river otter)
Lineage: Eukaryota; Metazoa; Chordata; Mammalia; Carnivora; Mustelidae
Product: steroid 21-hydroxylase
Exons: 10
Coding region: 805-2289 (494 amino acids)
Biological process (GO): progesterone metabolic process; hormone biosynthetic process
Molecular function (GO): steroid 17-alpha-monooxygenase activity; iron ion binding; heme binding
Source: RefSeq, a predicted model, not a curated record